AUGCCGCCGGAACAUUCGAAGAAGAGAAAUAGAAUUACGUUGUCUUGCAAUUAUUGCAAGAAAAGGAAAGUGAAGUGUGAUAGAGGACAACCAUGCUCAUCAUGCGUCAAAUACAAUGUCCCCGGAUUGUGUGAAUAUAAUGCAUUUUUUAAUAAUGAAAACCAGCAUAUUGGUGAAUUGCCUCCGUUCACUGUUCAAAGUUCUAAUGGAGUUAAGAAGGGUAAGUUUGAUAUGAAUGCAGAAGCAAUUAAACGACAGGGGUCUCAAAAUCCGGAGCCGACUGUUCAUACAGAAUUGGAGAUGCUAAAGGAUAAAAUCCGACAGAUCGAAGCAUCAAUAACUGUGUCUAGUUUAUCACAACAAAAUUCUAAGAUAAGCCCUCCUCCUGAUCCAUAUUUAUUCAAUAAUAGUAUUAGUAAUAUUCCCUUAUCACGAACUUCAACAAGUUUGCGGGACCAAACUAAUCCAAUACAAUUACCUCCCUUAACCUGGCCUACUUCAACAUCAACCACGCCUAGAUCUGUUUCUACAGAAAGUAACAUUAGAUCGGAACAAGUCUACGAUUAUUCGAACGCCAAUUUAACAUAUGUGGGGAUUAAUCCUUUUGGAUCAUCAGAAGAGACAAUUAAUUUCUAUGAAGGAUAUACACCAUUAAUAAUGAAAUCAUCGAGAAGAAUGAAUUUUGGUCCUUUUGCGUGGAUAUCUCUCAUGAGUAAGGAUGUUGUGUUGCGUCUAUUAUGGAAGUAUGCUAAAGAGAAGAAAUUAAUUGAUCAUUCAGGACAAAAAGUUCUUGACUGGAACUCAGAAAAAAUAAACCAAGGAAAAUGUGGCAUACAAAAAGAUCAGACAUGUAAAAUUAGCCAGCCAGAUUUAGAAUCUCGAAGUAAUUUAGAAUCUGAACAGGAAAAGGAAUUUCGAGAAAAGGCAUUAGAUAGAGAUGGAUACAAUGAUAUAAGACUUUAUAAUAAUAUUUUAGAUGAUAAGGAGAAUCAAAAUGAAAAGGAGCAACGGUAUAAAGAUGAGAAACAACGAAAAAUAAACAUGAAUAAAAACGCAAUUUCUUUGGGUUUAACAGUAUUCGAAGGUAAGAUAGAUCAAGAAUUAAAGUUAAUUGACAAAAUUAAAGUUGUUUUACCUAAACAAAGGGUAAUUUGGAUCCUUAUUAAUAAAUUUUUUCUUACAGUUUAUCCCUUUGUUCCAUUUAUUGAUGAAACUGAUUUUAAAUCAGAAAUGUCUCGAAUAUUAGGACCAGAGGGCUCCAAUGAUUCCAAAAUCAGCGAAUUAAAUAUUGAAAAGAGAUUGGAUUUAGCAAACAUCGGAAUAUUGCUAAUUAUUAUUCGUUUUACAUACUUGUCUUUUUUUUCAAAUAGGAAUGGUGUUAAUGAAAAUAAUCUCAAGACGAAUGAUCCAUCAUCUAAAGCACAAGAGCUAAAGUAUCUUUUGUCAAACCCUAUAAACAUUGAUGUUAUACAUAUGGCACAAUUAUGUCUAGAUCAGUUUGAGCUAUUGCGUAAAACGAACUUGGCAGUGUUGCAAUGUGCAUUACUAAUGAGAUUAUACCAUAUGUUUUCACCUGAAGACGGAGAUGGUGCUGAUGGAGGUGACUCACAGAUUUAUACGGGAAUGUUGAUUCAAAUGGCUUAUUCUAUGGGCCUAAAUAGAGAACCUGAUAAUUUCCCAGAAGUAUGCAAUGAUGACAAAGUCAACAACAUUGGACGUAAGAUUUGGCUCUUUUUAGCAUUGGGAGAUUUUGUCCAAGCGUAUUGUUAUGGUAAUCCAUUGUGCAUUGAUGACAAAUAUGUGGAUACUAAACUACCAUACUAUAAACCUGGAAAUGAAAACAUCCUUAAUGUUGAGUUGGAAAAGAAUGUUUUAAGUACGUUUGCUUAUUUUAGCAAAUUUUAUGAAAAAUUAAAGACUAUUUUAGACCUUACAUUAUCUGUUAAGCAAUCAAUUAAAAUGGAAGAAUUGACAAUGCUAAUGAGUGAAUUUGAAAAGUUUAUCCAUCUACACUACGGAUCUUUAAGUCAGUUUUUUAUACCUUUUAAAGAUGACAAUUUUCAAUAUCCAUUUAUCAAGAUUAUGAAGUGCAAGAAUUAUGUCAACUUAACGAAUUUUAAUAUGAUUGUCUUUUAUCAUUUUUUUUUGUAUUAUGAAAAACGAAAGCAAACCAAUUUAUCAUUCUUUUAUUUGAGGAAAAUCUAUACAGUCGUGCUUAAUGAAUUCGUCGAAGGAAUUUUUCAGUUGGUUGAAAAUAACCAUAUUAACUUUGGAGAAGGCGCUGAUUUAAUUUUGAAUCCAAGUUUGGAACAAAUUAUUCACAAAUCUUCGCAAAUUAAUUUGGCCAUCUUAAUAAGAUUAAAAUUCCAACUACAUAAAAUGUCAAGAGAUGUGAAUCAUGAAUUGAAAAUGAGUAGUGAUUACUAUUACCAGGAGAAACAUUUGAAGCUUAGCAAAUUAGCGAAAUUUAUUCAAAAAUUGAUAGAUACAUUCAUGAUUGCUAUGACCAAUUUAAGUAAAAGGUACUACUAUGCAUGGAAAGUAACCAAGGCCUAUCGCUUUUUGUUAGAGUUCUCUGACUUAGAUGAAUUUCUAGCAAAAGAAUACAAUCAGGAUAUUAUUGAGUUUAGUGUCGACCAAGUAGAUGAAUUAUCAAGAAUGUGUGAAGAGUCAUUGAAAAGACUUCAUAAAACUAGAAUAGCGAAGAAAGAAAACAACAUUAAUGAAGAGAAGUAUGAACUGCAAAAUAAUCAAACCGGAAGCGACAUACCAGUUAAGGAUAUGAAUAAUGACGAGAGAGAAUCGGUUGACAAUGUGCAAGUCAAUGAACUUAAUCCAUUGACCCCCGGUAUGUCUGUUGCAUCGCUGAAUUCAUUGAAUUUCGAAGACAUGGAGUUUAUUAACAAUAACGAAAUUGAUAAUCUCUGGAUGCAGAUGGCCUCAAUGAAGAAUGAAGCUAAUUCCAACCCUGAGAACAAUAAUAAUUUAGGUAACCAAGGUCUGGAAUUGCAGCCAUUGCAAACACCCGGAAGUUAUAACUCAAGAACUCCAUUCAGUAGCAACGAAUUUAACGAGAACCAAUUUGAGCUCUUAAGGGAUAUACAUUUAGAUCAGAUAUUUGAUGGCAAUUAUUAA
This is a messenger RNA of Debaryomyces fabryi, 3135 nucleotides long. RefSeq lists its product as uncharacterized. Gene Ontology annotation, biological process: positive regulation of transcription by RNA polymerase II; DNA-templated transcription. Gene Ontology annotation, molecular function: DNA-binding transcription factor activity, RNA polymerase II-specific; zinc ion binding; DNA binding. Bases 1 to 3135 code for a protein of 1044 amino acids. Gene Ontology annotation, cellular component: nucleus. The record is from RefSeq and is a predicted model, not a curated record. The transcript has a single exon. NCBI's taxonomy places the organism in Eukaryota, Fungi, Ascomycota, Pichiomycetes, Serinales, Debaryomycetaceae.